AUGUCACUGGCAACUUCGACAGUGAAAAAUACUCUCACAUCUGAUCCGGACACUUAUCGAACUGUCCCAGAGUUACUUUUAUCCCGUGGAUUCUCAUGUGAUAAUCAUUAUGUGACCACUAAGGACGGAACAAUACUUCAUCUUUUUCGGAUAAAAAGUCACUUCGCUCAGGCCACUUUAGGAAAUAACAGUCUACAUCCCGUCUUCCUUCAACAUGGUUUCGCUCUGUCAGCGUCCAGUUGGCUUAUUAACUCUCCUGGUGAAAAUGUAGCUCCAUGGGUUAAUAAGCAUAAGCCUUUGGUCACUGGUAACAAUUUAGCCACGUUUUUAGCUAAUCAAGGUUACGAUGUUUGGCUAGGCAACAAUAGAGGUAAUCAGUAUUCAACUAAUCACACUGAUAUGGACGCUGCUCAUGAUGACAGAUUUUGGAAAUUCUCAUUUGAUGAACAUGUAGAAGAAGAUGCUCCAGCCAUGAUUGAUUAUAUUCUUAACAUUACCGGUAAAGGUAAAUGGUGA
Panonychus citri (citrus red mite) is the source of this 516-nucleotide messenger RNA. RefSeq names its product lipase lipl-3-like. Lineage: Eukaryota; Metazoa; Arthropoda; Arachnida; Trombidiformes; Tetranychidae. The transcript is spliced from 2 exons. The record is from RefSeq and is a predicted model, not a curated record. Bases 1 to 516 code for a protein of 171 amino acids. Gene Ontology annotation, biological process: lipid metabolic process.